AGAGGUUACAAGUGAAAGGAAUACAACUCCAUUUGUAAUUUCAAAACAAAAACAAACUAGUCCUUGCCGUAUUACAAACUAGUUUGUUCAAAAAUAUCAAUCAUUUUAUUAAUUAAGUUUGCUAAAUCCAAAUAUUAAUCUGCAAUGACAAGCAAAUCAUUAAUCCCAAGAUAUGUGGUUUUUCAAAGUCGCUAAGAAAGACCACACGUUGAAAAUUUUACUGUGUUUUAAUGAAUUAUGAACAUGUUCACUCGCUUAAAUAUUCGAGCCUAUAAUUCACUAUAUAGAGGCACAAAUAGCUUCAUCAAAUUAAAUUUUAAGUUCCGCAACUUAUGUACGAAAAUAAAUGAAGAUUUACUAAAAUUGCGGAACAUUGGUAUCAUCGCCCAUAUAGAUGCUGGGAAAACAACUACAACUGAACGAAUGUUGUAUUAUUCUGGCCGAACUGACAUAAUAGGCGAAGUUCACGAUGGAGAUACAGUGACAGAUUAUAUGAAACAGGAAAGAGAACGUGGUAUCACCAUAACAUCUGCUGCAAUAACAUUUAAGUGGAAGAAACAUAAAAUUAACUUGAUUGACACUCCAGGGCAUGUUGAUUUCACAUUUGAAGUCGAAAGAGCUUUAUCUGUUUUAGAUGGUGCUUUAGUAAUUCUAGAUUCUUCUGCAGGAGUUGAGGUGCAAACUUUAAAAGUUUGGGAACAGGCAAAUCGUUACAAACUGCCUUGUGUAAUUUACUUAAAUAAAAUGGAUAAGAAUAACUCUGAUCUUGAUAUGAGUUUAUUAUCUAUUAGGAAUAAAUUAAAAAUAGAACCUUUGUUGUUGCAAGUUCCAUUAGGCACCACUAAAAAUUUUAGGGGCGUUGUAGAUUUGAUCCAUCUUCAAAAACAUGUUUGGAAAAAUGAUAAGAAUGAUGAUGGUCAGUGCUUCCAAACUGAAAAUUUAAGCCCAGAAGAAAUCAAAAAUUUACCAUUAAUUCUUGAAGGGAGAAAGACAUUAAUUGAAAAUAUCGCAAAUCAUGAUGAUUUAAUUGCUGAAAAGUUCAUUACUGACAAUUUAAAUUCAAUAUCAUCUUGUGAUUUACUUGCUGCUCUAAAGAGAAUUACUCUUCAUAAGCAAGCUGUACCAGUACUGAUCGGAAGUUCAUAUAAAAACAUAGGUGUUCAAUUGUUAAUGGAUGCAAUUUUGAAUUUUCUUCCUAAUCCCUCCGAAUAUCAUAGAGGUUUAGAACAGCAUUCUGAAAAUUUGUGUGCCUUUGCUUUUAAAACAAAUCAUAAUAAGAGUAAAGAACCUUUGACAUUUUUAAGAAUUUACUCAGGCCAUUUGAAAGGUGGGCAAAGAAUUUAUAAUGGAACUAAACAACAAUCAGAAAGAAUUGGUAAAGUAAUGAUACCACUUGCAGAUAGUUUUGAAGAGGUAGCGACUUUACCGGCUGGUAAUAUUUGUGUUGUUUCUAAUUUAAAGACGACUGUUACUGGGGACAUAUUAUUCGAUUCUGGAUCUGCUGCCACAAAAUUAUAUCCCUCAUUAGAAAAAGGGUCAACUUCAAAAAUACCAAUGAUUCAUAUUCCAGAUCCUGUGUUUUUUUGCACAAUAGAACCCCCUUCAAUAGGACAACAAAAUAAGUUAGAUUUUGCCCUACAAUGCUUGCAAAGGGAAGAUCCUACUUUUCAGGUUGAGAAUGAUGAAACUAUAGGUCAAACUAUUCUCAAAGGCAUGGGUGAGCUACAUAUCGAUAUCAUUAAAGAUAGGAUUCUUACAGAAUAUGGAGUUGAUGCUUAUUUGGGACCAUUACAAGUCGCAUACAAGGAAACAUUAAGCAAAGGAGUUGAAAAUACUCAUGUUCUAAAUAAAACCAUUGGUGGUUCCAAACAUUUGGUAACUAUGACUCUUAGAAUAUAUCCUUGUCUCCCCGGUCAUUUUCAGAAAAAGGUGAAUGUUGUUGUGACUAAAGAAAACAAUCUAGGCAAAAUAAGAUCAGAUUAUUUAAAAGCCAUUGAAUCUGGGCUUAAAACUGCUCUAAAUAAUGGGCCUCUUCUAAGCUUUCCCGUUAUAAAUAUUGGAGUAGAUUUGUUAUGGCUAGAAGUUGCAAAGAGUACUUCACUUGCAAUGUUGACUGCUGCUACAUCUCAAUGUAUAAAUGCUGCAUUGAAAAAAUCAACAUUGCAUCUCCUGGAACCAAUCAUGAAUUUAUCUAUAGCUGUCAGUAAAGGCUAUGCUGGUGUGGUAAUAAAUGAUUUGUCACAAAAACGUAGCCAAAUCUUAAGCAUGGAAGCACGCCAAGAUGUUGAAAUUAUUUUAGCAAGAACUCCACUUUCUGAACUAAAAGGAUAUAGUUCCAUGUUAAGAGCAUUAACUUCUGGAACUUGUUCAUUUACUAUAGAAUUUGAAAGUUAUCAAAAAAUGGAAUUACAAGAUCAAAAUCAAGCUAUCAAGGAUGUAACAGGAUUUUCACCACUUUGAAAAAAGUUUUGUUUAUAUUUAUAAAUAUAUAUAAAUUUAAUUUAUAGAUAUAUUUAUGUUUUAAGUAAAAAAAAAAUAUUUGAAAAAAACACAAUCACCUUUCUGUACAGUUAUUAAAAUCUCUUUAGCCAUGAUAAUUUGUGGCCAGUGGUAA
This is a messenger RNA of Parasteatoda tepidariorum (common house spider), 2614 nucleotides long. RefSeq names its product mitochondrial ribosome recycling factor 2 (gene mRRF2). The record is from RefSeq and is a predicted model, not a curated record. Gene Ontology annotation, cellular component: mitochondrion. NCBI's taxonomy places the organism in Eukaryota, Metazoa, Arthropoda, Arachnida, Araneae, Theridiidae. Gene Ontology annotation, biological process: ribosome disassembly; mitochondrial translation. Gene Ontology annotation, molecular function: GTPase activity; GTP binding.